UUCCGAUUCGCACGGGGACGUCUAUUCGGCGGAUUGCCAAAUCCGCAGAUGGGUCAUUCGAGAUAUUUGCAGGAAGAAAGGGCAGCGGUGGCAGCGCAGAGUACAACUCCAAGAAUACCCCUCCAUCAUUCCGGGCGGACUAUGUUUUGCUUGCAACUGGUGGCACUAGGCAGGGAUACGAGCUUGCUACCUACCUUGGGCACACUAUCGUCGAUCCUGUACCCAGCUUGUUCACUUUCAAGAUCUCCGAUAAUGAGUUGACGGCCUUGGCUGGGGUGAGCUUUCCUAAAGUGGUUGCCACAUUGGAGCUGGAGGGGAAGAGGCGGCCGGGUGCACACCUUACGCAGGAGGGGCCAUUGCUCAUCACCCAUUGGGGUCUCAGCGGACCAGCCAUUUUGCGACUCUCUGCAUGGGCAGCCAGGGACCUAUUCCAGACAAAUUACACAGGAACUCUGCUUGUCGACUUUGUGCCACAGCAGAAAGCUACGGAGGUUUGCGCCAUUUUGGGUACACAGAAGCAGGCCGCACAGCAGAAGAGGAAGAUCGGAGGCUCGCCACCGGUCGAUCUGAACAUACCACGAAGAUUUUGGCUGUAUAUUAUUAGUCACAAGGGCUUGAACCCUGAUGAUACGUGGGGAUCCAUUCCUGCAAGCAGGUUACAGGAGAUUGGUCAUCUGCUGAAGCGCUGGCCUUUUCCGGUAUCAGGAAAGGGUGUCUUUAAGGAGGAAUUUGUCACAGCUGGAGGCAUCCCAUUGGUGGAGAUCGACCUGCAAAGCAUGGAAAGUCGGAAGUGCCCCAACCUCUACUUCGCAGGAGAGGUGCUGGAUAUCGAUGGUGUCACAGGGGGGUUCAAUUUUCAGAAUGCAUGGACGGGUGGAUUUUUGGCGGGAACUUCCAUUGCCAAGGCAGUUGCUGUCAUGCUCGCAGAUGGUGAGAAUUGACAGAGAGCGAACAUGAAGGAGCAUCAUACCCAAGUCAACAACCGCACCUCGGAUAUAUCGUCAUGGUAUUCAGGAAGGUUAUUGCUACAAUGUGUUCAAGCUGGUAAGGAGCGCCUUGGCAGCAUUCAAAGCUCUAUGAGAAAAGUGUGCUUCUUUGGAUACGCUGUCUUCAAAUAGAGCAAGUGGUGAGGAUCCGACUAGUCAUUCAGUCUUAGGGAAAGGUGAGCAGCAGGCGGAAAUAUAGGGGUCAGAACAAAGAGAGGGGUAGACACUUGUGAUGUAUUAGCAUCAAGUAGAAUAGGUUAGUAACCUUGAUCCUUACAUCUCUGCUUCUAGUCUAUCUCCAAGGUAGGGAACGACCGGUAUGACUCCUCCUAUCUUCUUUCGUCUUUUCAAGGCCAUGACACCGAUAAUCACAAGUGCACAAUUUUGGCCGGUUAAGAACUCAAAGUAGGCGCUGUUUACCUUGCUAGACUCAUUAGUGAGACGAGUUUCGUUAUCAAAGCAAGUCUUAAGACUCU
Chara braunii is the source of this 1462-nucleotide messenger RNA. Lineage: Eukaryota; Viridiplantae; Streptophyta; Charophyceae; Charales; Characeae. The record is from the annotation of a GenBank genome assembly.